AUGAAUCCCUUUCCACUGGAACCCUACCGUUCCGCACGCCUCCUCUACCGUGCACCCGAGGACAGCCCAAAAGAUGAUGUAUUCUUCCAAACUCUCUCCGCUGACCCCUCAAUCGGGUCUAUGACCUCACGCGCCCUACAACGGCCGCUCAGUACUAACGAACGGAAGGAGAUGCGGGCCAAGGCUGAGGCUACGCUAUUCCUGUCGGUCAUGAUAUGCAUCAUCCCAGAUGAAGGCUCAGAUAAGGAUCCCGAGACAAUUGGCGUGAUCCAUUUGAAAGGGCAAGCUUCUGUUGCCGCACAUAAUCGCACACACGAAUUAGGGAUUAUUAUUGCGCGCCAGUACCAGGACAAGGGAUAUGGGCCUGAGGCUAUAUCGUGGAUGCUAGAUUGGUCUUUUUUGACUGCCGGGCUGCACCGCGUUGAGCUGACGGUCUAUGAAUGGAACGAGAGGGCACAAACUGUGUACCAAAAGCUUGGAUUUGUUUCCGAGGGACGUAGGAGGGAGUGUUUGUGGAAGGGUGGGAGGUGGUGGGAUAGUAUCCAUAUGGGAAUUCUGGCGCAUGAGUGGGAGGCGAAGAAGAAGGCUGCUGAUUUCUGA
Messenger RNA from Penicillium lagena, 600 nucleotides. Its product is annotated as GNAT family N-acetyltransferase. The transcript has a single exon. The coding region runs from base 1 to 600 and encodes 199 amino acids. Gene Ontology annotation, molecular function: acyltransferase activity, transferring groups other than amino-acyl groups. The record is from RefSeq and is a predicted model, not a curated record. NCBI's taxonomy places the organism in Eukaryota, Fungi, Ascomycota, Eurotiomycetes, Eurotiales, Aspergillaceae.